Messenger RNA from Alternaria hordeiaustralica, 3027 nucleotides. RefSeq lists its product as uncharacterized. Gene Ontology annotation, cellular component: mitochondrion. Gene Ontology annotation, biological process: mitochondrial tRNA 3'-end processing. Lineage: Eukaryota; Fungi; Ascomycota; Dothideomycetes; Pleosporales; Pleosporaceae. Gene Ontology annotation, molecular function: 3'-tRNA processing endoribonuclease activity. The transcript has a single exon. The coding region runs from base 1 to 3027 and encodes 1008 amino acids. The record is from RefSeq and is a predicted model, not a curated record.
AUGUCGUGCAGCGUUGAGGUCGUCACAACGCCUACGGCCGAUACGCCGGGAACAACGCUCGUGCUACGGACGGCAAGCAAGCACUAUGUUUUCGGCAACCUGGCAGAGGGAACCCAGCGGGCGAUGGUGCAGCAGGGCACACGUCUGCUGAAGGCGCAAGAUUUCUUCAUGACAGGCAGGACAGAGUGGAAGAACAUGGGUGGAUUGAUUGGCAUGAUGCUCACAUUGGCCGACUCGACCACCAGCUCUUACACCACCGCCAUGGACACCUUUCGUCUGGCUCAAGAGCGGGGAAAGAAAGGCGAAGCACCCGCGAAGCCGCACUUCGACAUAUACGGCCCCCCGAAUUUGAAACACACACUGGCAACAUGUCGGAGGUUCAUAUUCAGGAAGGGCAUACCCAUCAAUGCGACCGAGUACGUGAAGCAGUCACCCGAGAAGGACGCAAAUGGUGCUAUAGUUCCGACGUGGGAGGACGACAAUAUCAAAGUUUGGGCUCUCUCAGUAGCGCCUGUCAACUCUGAAGUCGAUGCGCAAGCGGAGGCUGAUUUGGAGGCGCGGCGACGGUAUUUCGACGAACACGAGAAUACAUUUGACGGACUCCAGGCCCCCGAAAAUGAAAGCCCGGAAGACCGCGAGUUAAGGUACGACCGGAUACGAACAGCGACCAUCAAGUACAUGUUCGAUUCGAAUUGGAAGAUGGAUACACUGGCAGAACGCCACAUUUCUGAGGUACAAGUGCCUGCUCAAAUAUUCAUUCGUAACCCCGAUACACACGGCUUCUCGGCCUACCAAGGGCCGAUGCCAGGGGGCAAAGAGCCUCUUCCUGACAUUAAAGUCUGGACCAGGACGCCGUGGCCUGGCGCUAUGAUUCUGGCGCUACCACCGACCAGGCCAGCACCAGAGUGUGUUUCGUACAUCGUGCGGUCGCAUUCAGCUCGUGGUCAAUUCGACGUCGCACGCGCGAAAGCGCUAGGUGUCAAACCAGGACCGGAUUUCGGAAAGCUCACCAAUGGCAUAUCGGUACCGAACGCGGACGGCGAGAUGAUUACCCCAGAUCAGGUCAUGGGCGCUGAUAGGCCCGGUCAGGGUAUCGCCAUCUUGGACAUCCCCUCAGUUGAAUACAUUGAAAGCACUCUUCAACGAGAAGAGCUUAACUCUCCAGAGGUUAUGACUGGCAUUCGAGCUAUCGUUUGGAUGCUUGGUCCAGGCGUCGCAGGUCACCCAGAUCUACUCAAUUUCAUGAACAAGAUCCACAACGUAGAACACGUAAUAUCCUCUCUAGAUACUGCGCCGAAUCGCAUCGCACACGACUCGGUAGCAGGACAAGCUACGCGACUUGGGCAGAUUGAUCCGUCAAGAUAUCGCACACCCGUUUUCGACAACACUACUGUACCGCAGACAAGUAUAUACAGGACUGGCAUGUCGACAGCGUCGCCGUUGCCCUCCGGAGCCAUCCGCGCUGACCGAGGCUUUGGCUUUAAUCUCAUGCCGCAGUUUGCCACAAAGAAAAACACUAUAUCUAGUCUCUUCGUACCCGAUGAAGUGGCACUUACAACGCCGCCUGAGGUUCUCGAAUUGGCUCAAAAGGCUCAAGCGGAGGUCAAAAGCAAAAGCAGAGAGAUGCAGAUAUGGAGUAAGCUACUAGCGCGUCGUGACACCGAGGUAACGACACUUGGAACAGGUUCUGCCCUUCCGUCCAAGUACCGUAACGUAUCUUCCACAUUGGUGCGUGUUCCUGGCAUCGGCAACUACCUCUUAGAUUGCGGGGAGAACACAUUGGGCCAGCUUUCAAGAGUCUUUCCCCACGAGGAGCUUGUCGAUAUCUUCAAGAAUCUGCGUAUGAUCUGGAUCAGUCACUUGCAUGCCGAUCACCACCUAGGCACAGCAUCAGUAAUUCGUGCUUGGUACCAAGUAGCACACAAUGCUGUUCCAAACCCCCAGCCCCUGGACCCUUCCGCGAGCAACAUAGACCCUAGCGCAUACGGUCUUGCUGUCGUAUCCCACAGUGGUAUGCUCCAAUGGCUUAACGAAUACUCAGCCAUCGAAGACUUUGGCUACAGUCGAAUUCUUCCUCUUCAAAUCACUCCCAACGAAUAUCAGAAUGGCUCGAGGUUGUCUAUACUAAACUCGUUCGGAAAGACACUAUCUGAGAACGCGGCCAUACCGAAAAAACAGUAUGAGAAACUGUUUGGUUUCAACGAAAUACAAGCUUCCAGAGUAGCGCAUUGCCACGGUGCCAUGGCUGUUUCGAUUACAUUCCCACGUGACCCAGCAGACCUUGAACAAAUCAAGCCACUCAAGGUCAGCUACUCAGGCGAUUGCAGACCAAGCGGUCACUUCGCCAAGAUCGGAGCAGACACCACAGUCCUCAUCCACGAAGCGACUUUCGACGAUGAACUACAAGGCGACGCGAAGGCCAAGAAACACUCCACCACCUCCGAAGCACUCGGUAUCGGCGCAGCGAUGAACGCGAAAUCCGUCGUCCUCACGCAUUUCAGCCAGCGCUACCAAAAGAUCCCCGUCCUUCAAACCGUCACGGAUGGCGAGGAAGCAGACCCACUACUCAACCCCAAAGAAAUCGCCGAAGACGUGCCCAUGGAAGACGACGACGCCGAAGUCGACCCCACCACCGAAAACGCAGAUAACAUGGACAUGCACCCCUCCAUCCCCUCUUCCACAGCCCCUGCUCCCGGCCCAGCUAAACCCAUACCCUCUCUCCCCAAGGAAGCCUCGUCCUCGCUCCAGGAAAACGCCCGCGUCAUCAAGGUGCGCAACAAGGAUAUGAAGGUCGCUAUUGCAUUCGACUAUAUGCGCGUCAAGAUUGGCGAGAUCUGCGAGAUGGAGAACUUUAAUGAUGCGCUCAAUGAGUUGCUGGUUAAGGAUGAGGAUACGGAUGCGGCGUUGGAGCCGGCGGCGAAUGGGAAGGGGAAUGGGAAGAGGGCGAGUGAGGAUGAUGGGGAGGGGAAGGGCGGGAAAGGGAAGAAGGCGAAGAAGGCGAAGGAGAAGAGUAAGAGGAAUAACUGA